GCUCUCGCGGGCUCUCGCGCCGCUCGCGUGACGGGCUCCGGCUGUGCGCGGCGACGCUCAGGCUCCGCGGGGCACGGGCGGGCCGGGAGCGCGCCGCGGCGAGAGGGCGUCUGGUGCGGGUGGGCGCGAGGUGCGGGCGGCCGGCCGGCGAGCGAGCGAGCGGCCGGGCGGGCGCGGGGGACGCGCGGGCGUGCACCCGCGCGCGGGCUCUCGGAGGAGCCGCGGCCGAGGCUGCGCUUCCUCAGCCCGACGGAGAGCGGCAGUGUCGCCCCGGCCGGCGCACGCUCGGCCCGCUUCUCCCCCCGCGGCGGCUGCUCCUCGGCACCGCCAGCCCCAGCGCCGCUCCGGGGCGGGCGGGCGGCGGCGGCGGCGGCGGCGGGACGGACGGAGCCGCUUUGUGUGCAGCCCGACGAGGGGCGGCGGCGGCGGCGCAACCACCUGACAGAGGCCCGGCGCUCGCUGCACCGUCCGCCCGCAUGAGGAGGAGAGGCCGGUAGAGGACUGUGAGAGAAAAGUUAUUCCCCAGGAUGGACUUCACGCAGCCGAAGCCUGCCACUGCCCUCUGUGGCGUCGUGAGUGCGGACGGGAAGAUCGCUUACCCUCCGGGAGUAAAAGAGAUCACCGACAAGAUCACCACCGAUGAAAUGAUCAAACGUCUGAAGAUGGUAGUGAAAACUUUUAUGGAUAUGGAUCAGGAUUCAGAAGAUGAAAAGCAACAGUAUCUCCCACUAGCCUUGCAUCUCGCAUCUGAAUUCUUUCUCAGGAACCCUAAUAAAGAUGUGCGCCUUCUCGUAGCAUGUUGUUUGGCUGAUAUAUUUCGAAUCUAUGCCCCAGAAGCUCCAUAUACUUCCCAUGAUAAACUUAAGGACAUAUUUCUCUUUAUUACCAGACAGUUAAAAGGUUUGGAGGAUACAAAGAGUCCACAGUUUAAUAGAUAUUUUUAUUUAUUAGAGAAUUUAGCUUGGGUUAAAUCAUAUAACAUCUGCUUUGAGUUGGAAGAUUGCAAUGAAAUUUUUAUUCAGCUUUUUAGAACUCUCUUCUCGGUAAUCAACAAUAGCCACAAUACGAAAGUACAAAUGCACAUGUUAGACUUGAUGAGUUCUAUCAUCAUGGAAGGUGAUGGAGUUACUCAAGAAUUAUUGGAUUCCAUUCUUAUCAACCUCAUCCCUGCACACAAGAACUUAAAUAAACAGUCCUUCGACCUUGCAAAAGUCCUACUGAAAAGGACAGUCCAGACUAUUGAAGCAUGUAUUGCCAAUUUUUUCAAUCAAGUCCUGGUGCUGGGCAGAUCAUCAGUCAGCGACCUGUCUGAACACGUAUUUGAUCUGAUUCAGGAACUUUUUGCUAUCGAUCCUCAGUUACUGUUAUCUGUCAUGCCACAGCUUGAAUUCAAACUGAAGAGCAACGAUGGUGAAGAACGCCUAGCUGUGGUUCGACUCCUCGCAAAAUUGUUCGGCUCUAAAGAUUCAGAUUUAGCAACACAGAAUCGGCCUCUCUGGCAGUGCUUUCUUGGGCGAUUUAAUGACAUUCAUGUUCCUGUGAGGUUAGAAAGUGUGAAGUUUGCCAGCCACUGUUUGAUGAAUCACCCAGACUUAGCGAAGGAUCUGACAGAAUAUUUGAAAGUUAGGUCACAUGAUCCAGAAGAAGCCAUUCGUCAUGAUGUUAUUGUUACUAUAAUAACAGCUGCCAAAAGAGACCUUGCCUUAGUAAAUGAUCAGUUGCUUGGCUUUGUCAGGGAAAGGACACUGGAUAAACGGUGGCGAGUAAGAAAAGAAGCCAUGAUGGGUCUGGCUCAGCUCUAUAAGAAAUACUGUCUUCAUGGGGAAGCAGGAAAGGAAGCCGCGGAGAAAGUCAGCUGGAUAAAGGACAAGCUGCUGCAUAUCUACUAUCAGAACAGCAUUGAUGACAAACUAUUGGUAGAGAAAAUCUUUGCUCAGUAUCUUGUUCCCCACAACCUGGAAACAGAAGAGAGAAUGAAAUGCUUAUAUUAUUUAUAUGCUAGCUUGGAUCCAAAUGCUGUAAAAGCUCUCAAUGAAAUGUGGAAAUGUCAGAACAUGCUUCGAAGUCAUGUGCGUGAACUAUUGGACUUACACAAGCAGCCUACAUCAGAAGCGAACUGUUCUGCCAUGUUUGGGAAACUGAUGACCAUAGCAAAGAAUUUGCCUGACCCUGGAAAAGCACAAGAUUUUGUAAAGAAAUUUAACCAGGUUCUUGGUGAUGAUGAGAAACUGAGGUCUCAGUUGGAAUUAUUAAUCAGCCCAACCUGUUCAUGCAAGCAGGCUGACGUUUGUGUGAGGGAAAUAGCUCGGAAACUUGCAAAUCCUAAGCAGCCAACCAACCCUUUUCUAGAGAUGGUCAAAUUUCUUUUGGAAAGAAUUGCUCCUGUGCACAUCGAUUCAGAAGCCAUAAGUGCACUGGUAAAACUGAUGAAUAAGUCAAUCGAAGGGACGGCCGAUGAUGAAGAGGAGGGUGUCAGUCCAGACUCAGCCAUCCGCUCAGGACUUGAGCUUCUUAAGGUUCUGUCUUUCACACAUCCUACCUCGUUCCACUCUGCAGAGACAUAUGAGUCCUUGUUACAGUGCCUAAGAAUGGAGGAUGACAAGGUAGCAGAAGCUGCAAUACAAAUUUUUAGAAACACAGGCCACAAAAUAGAAACUGACCUUCCCCAGAUACGGUCAACCUUGAUCCCCAUUUUACAUCAGAAAGCCAAGCGGGGCACUCCACACCAAGCAAAGCAGGCUGUUCACUGCAUCCAUGCCAUCUUCUCAAACAAGGAGGUCCAGCUGGCACAGAUUUUUGAGCCACUCAGUAGGAGUCUGAAUGCUGAUGUACCAGAGCAACUUAUAACUCCAUUAGUUUCACUGGGCCACAUUUCCAUGUUAGCACCAGAUCAGUUUGCCUCCCCGAUGAAAUCUGUAGUGGCAAACUUUAUUGUUAAAGACCUUCUAAUGAACGACAGGUCAACAGGUGAGAAGAAUGGAAAAUUAUGGUCUCCAGAUGAGGAAGUUUCUCCUGAAGUUCUAGCAAAGGUACAGGCAAUUAAACUUCUGGUAAGGUGGCUGUUGGGUAUGAAAAACAACCAGUCUAAAUCUGCCAACUCAACUCUUCGGUUAUUAUCAGCCAUGCUGGUUAGUGAGGGCGACCUGACAGAGCAAAAGAGGAUCAGUAAAUCUGAUAUGUCUCGCUUGCGAUUAGCUGCUGGUAGUGCCAUAAUGAAGCUUGCUCAGGAACCUUGCUACCAUGAAAUUAUUACCCCAGAACAGUUUCAGCUCUGUGCACUGGUUAUUAAUGAUGAGUGCUACCAAGUAAGGCAGAUAUUUGCCCAGAAGCUUCAUAAGGCACUUGUGAAGUUGCUUCUCCCACUGGAGUAUAUGGCCAUCUUUGCUUUGUGUGCCAAAGACCCUGUGAAAGAAAGGAGAGCACACGCUCGGCAGUGUUUGUUAAAGAACAUCAGCAUCCGCAGGGAGUACAUCAAACAGAACCCCAUGGCCACUGAGAAAUUAUUGUCACUGCUGCCUGAAUAUGUGGUUCCAUACAUGAUUCACCUCCUAGCCCAUGAUCCUGAUUUCACACGGUCACAAGAUGUUGAUCAACUUCGUGAUAUAAAAGAGUGCCUGUGGUUUAUGCUUGAAGUCUUAAUGACAAAGAAUGAAAACAACAGCCAUGCAUUCAUGAAAAAGAUGGCAGAGAAUAUCAAGCUAACCAGAGACGCCCAGUCUCCCGAUGAAUCCAAGACAAAUGAAAAACUUUAUACGGUUUGUGACGUGGCUCUGUGUGUUAUAAAUAGUAAAAGUGCUUUGUGCAAUGCAGACUCACCAAAGGACCCAGUCCUCCCAAUGAAGUUCUUUACACAGCCUGAAAAGGACUUCUGUAAUGACAAAAGCUAUAUUUCAGAAGAGACAAGAGUUCUUCUGUUAACAGGAAAGCCAAAGCCUACUGGAGUAUUAGGUACAGUGAACAAGCCUUUAUCAGCAACGGGAAGGAAGCCUUAUGUUAGAAGCGCCGGCACAGAGACUGGAAGCAAUAUUAACGCCAAUUCAGAGCUGAGUCCUUCAGCCGGAAGUCGUUCAAGGGAACAGAGUUCAGAGGCAUCAGAAACUGGAGUUAGUGAAAAUGAGGAGAAUCCUGUGAGAAUAAUUUCUGUCACACCUGUAAAGAAUAUUGAUACUGUAAAGAAUAAGGAAAUUAAUUCUGAUCAGUCUACCCAAGGCAACAUCAGCAGUGACAGAGGAAAGAAAAGAAUUGUAACAGCAGCUGGUGCAGAGAAUAUCCAAAAGCCAGACGAGAAAGUAGAUGAGUCAGGACCGCCUGCCCCUUCCAAACCCCGGAGAGGACGUCGCCCCAAAUCUGAAUCUCAGGGCAAUGCAACCAAAAACGAUGAUCUAAAUAAACCUGUUAGCAAGGGAAGGAAAAGAGCUGCAGGCAGCCAGGAGAGUCUGGAGGCAGGGAAUGCCAAAGCGCCCAAGCUACAAGAUGGAGCCAAAAAGGCAGUUCCAGCAGAGAGACAAAUUGAUUUACAAAGGUAAAAGGAGAAAACGAAGGCCAAACAGAAGCAGAGUCCAGGUUCUGUAAAAACUUGGAUUCCAAUGUCCCCAAACAGAAAACGAAGCUCACUUCAAAUACACACUUUCUGCCUUGAAAACUGAACGAAGCUAGCCUUCCUUUUUACACAGCCUAAGUCCUCUGGUGAAAUGUACAGCAGACUCUAGAGAGGCUAAGAGCAUCUCUGUUCUUCCCCUCCCCCAGACUUUUCCUGGGAAAAGUCAAUAAUUAAGCAAAUUGCUUAACACUUGGUUCCAGGUCCUGCAUAUCUGGAACUUAAAGGCAUAGUAACCAUUUUUUCCAUGCUGCAGAUUUCAUUUUAGAGAGGAACAGGGCGUCCAUUCACUGAUGCUGAGAACUGGUCCAUCCUAGAGCCCAGAACCCCGUGCCACACAGGCGAGCAGGUGUCUACUGAACUGAGGCUUUACAAGCGAGAGAGCAGAUGACAUAUUUCUUCGUUUUCCUUUUGGAAACUUAUGUAUUAUUCUUUCUGCCUGUCUACUUUUCUGCAAAAAAUGAGAUGUACAGAUUUCUGUUCCCUGCUAUGAAAAGUAAUGUGGCAAUUUUAUAAAUGUUGCUUUCUGAUUUUUAUCAGAAUGAGAAAAUAAUUAAAAUUAUUGAUCUGCAAGUAGUAAACACUUCAUAUUAUGAUUUCUCCCAUUUUAGUUUAAUAUAAUUUGCAAUAAAUGUACAUAUUGUUUCAUAAGGCAUAUCAGUUUAGAAUGGUUUUUACUCCUGUGAUUAUGAUGGAAUAAUUGGGUUUUCAGGGAGUAAAGACUGUCCAGGAUUUGGUUUUAUAAUUGUCACCAGAUUUUUAUUAUUAAUGUAAAAAAAGGUUGGUUUUGUUUUUAGGGUUUGUUUUGUUUUUUUGGAACUAUCAGUAGAUGGACACUGGCAGCUUUGUGAGGGACAGAGAUAUGCUCUCGACGUCUGGCACCGUGCUGUUGGGAAAUAGGCCUUUUAUUUUUGUCUGAUAAUUGGGGCUCAGUUUUUAUUUUUAUUUUACAGACAACUGUUACAAUAUUGUAUUCCUUGGCAUUCAUUGUUCAGCAUAGAUACUGUGUACAGUAUUUCUGUGCACAUAAUCCUAUUUAAUUUUUGCAUAAAAUAAAUGCUUUUAGAUGUCUUAUGUAAGUCUUAUCUUUUUAUCAUGCUUUGCUUUCUUAGGAAUUUUUAUGUGAAAGGGCUAAAGUCACAGAAGGACAUGACUACAGCCAACUCUCCCUUAUCUAUGUAAAAUAGUGACUGUGCCUCAGGUGCUCGGUUUGUAGGACUAUGGACAUGUGCAAGAAUGAGGAGACGUUUGAAAUUAAUUUUCUCUUAUCCUCCUCAGGUGUUUUGCCUGUCUCCACUGUUUCUGCUUGGCUUGUACCCAAAAUCCUAGUGGGACGAGCUGCUCUGUUUGCAUUAUGACUUGGUCUUGCUGGGAUGUGUAAAAUCACUGAAGUAUCAAAACUCUCCAGAAUGAAAUUCUUUGAUAGUAUGUCAAUUAGGUUCUCAUAGAUAAGUGAGAGUUGGCUAUAAAUUGAUUCUGGGUGAAAGGUGGGCUUCUUUUAAGUAUUUUACAUGUACAUGUUUAGGUGUCAGAAGAUGGCUAGAGAACAGUGAAUACCAAUGAUAGAAACAAUAUUUCUUGAAAGGGCGUAAAAGCCCUGCUCUUCCUGUUGCCUCCAAUCUGCUGACAGAGCAUCUAUGCAUACCGUCAGUCAGGUCCCUCAUUCAGUCAGUGCUAUAUUCUAUUUACAAGUUUGACUUAGGGCCACCAGUUUGUCACUACCAAAACUUCUUUGCUGGAACCCAGUGAACUCUAUGUUGAGCAGUUAGUCACACAGUGUAAGGAAGAAGGUUCCUAAAUGUUAAGGGCACUGGUCAGAAUACAGCAGAAGCGUUCACAUCUGUUACAGCUCUUUGGAGUUUUGCAUUGAAACAGUUACUGUCAGGGUCUGUUCCUCAUGAGUGCCUGGUCUCUGGCACCAAGAGUAAACUGGUUGGGGAUUAAGCAAAUUGAGAGGGACUUGUUUACUGGAAAUGUGUCAGGUUUUCUUUGAAAAAGAAAAUGUUAAAAUCUCUUAGGAAUUUGGUAUUUACAUCUCAGAGAAAUACAACACAAAAGUGCAGACUUAAAAUUGAGAAUUAAUGUUAACCCUUUGUGUCUAGUUUGAAGCUUCUUGUAUUUGUCUAAAACUACAAGCCAGAAUUUUGUAUCUCCUUUGAUAAAAAGUGUGUAUACUGUAAAGUAGUUUUGCAUAUUCUUGUGCUGCACAUGGGCUGGAUUUUUAGAAUUUUUUUAAAGACUUUAAGCCGAACCUUGUAAUUUGUGUAAAUGACAAGUGUAAAAUCCUUCCAUAAAAUGCUUAAAAUAUGCACUGUUUCAAAUAAAACCAAGAAAUGCAGCAUUAUGUAGAAGUGUGGAAACGUGAAUAUUCAUGUGCCCAUGUGAAGGGCUGAUGAAGGGACCAUCGUGCACUUUCCAUUUUUCAAGCCUCUGAUGUAGCUCACAGUGACAGUACAGGGGGAUCAAUUCUGAUGGAUCUUUGCCAAAGUUUCUUAAAGAUGAUCAUUGUUUCCUACUAUUCUCUGUGUCACAAAUGGUGGACAUUAUAUACUAGGUUUUUUGUUUUUGUUUUUUUUGAGACAGGGUUUCCCUGCCUCCCGAGUGCUGAGAUUAAAGGUGUGCACCACCACCGCCUGACCAUUAUAUACUAGUUUAAUAACUUUAAUCGGAGUGAACCGAUGUCUAAGAUUCGGAUAGAAUAAGAGGUUAAGAGAGGCCAUCAGCCUAUCUAUGUCUGAUGCCUCCCAUAGUUGGCCUCUUGAUAGUCUAUAACGUGGCUAAAAAAGACUAAAGGCAAAGAAUAUUGGGGAGGGGGGCUUAUUUGUACUGUUUUUUUUUUUUUCAUUAGUCUCCAGACUGCACUAUAUAUUAGCCCUUUGUUUUAAUAAAAACUCUAUGAUCAGCGUUCCCAGAAUGAAGUAUAAGGCAGAACAGGUCUCAGUCUUAUGUGGUCACUGCACUCUUUCAUAUGGGCCUAGAACAUUUACAAAGGUAGGAUAUCUCAAAGGUAGGUUGAGCAUAGGCCUCAACCAAUGUCCAUAGUGAGGGACCAGUGUAUUGAUCAGACUUCUCUGUCUACAUUCCAACAAGUCUCUUACCAGCUCUGACAACUGAACUUGCUGAGGUAAUGUAGCCCUCAGGCUGCCAAGCCUUCUGUCACUCAUUCUCUGACACUGUUCCUUUCCUGGUUGUUGUUUUAUUAAGAUUUGCUUGAAUUUAUGCCUGUUUUGAUUGCAUGUGUACCACAUGUAUGCCUAGUGCCCUUGGAGGUUAGAAAAGAGUGUUGAAUACCCUGGAAGUAUAGUUGUAAGCCCCCAUGUGGGGGCCAGGAAUUGACCCCUGGUCCUCUGCAAAAAAUAAGUGCUCUUAAUCUUUAAACUCUCCAACACCCCCAGCCCAUGUAGUUAAAGAGUUAUUUAAUGCAGGGUCUUAUGCAUAAGAUGUCCUUGAAGGCACUGUGUAGUUAAGGGUGAACUUGAAGACCUAGUCCUCCUGCCUCUACCCCUAAAGAGUUGGAACUGCUAGCCCCACAAGCCUUUACCUUAUACUUACACUGGAAAAAGCCAGAGCUUCGAGAUUAACAACCAACCUAUGUGUACACAGGCACACACUCAUGAGAAUAACAACCUAUGUGCACACAGGAGCACACUCUGUGUGAGAAUAAACACCUGUUUGCUUGUCUUCUGUCUGGCUGCAAAUUCUAGCACAGGCAGAAUGUCUAAUUUCUCAGGUUGCUGGCCCAAGGUGAUGAUCAGGAUUUCAGGUGGGGGUACUCUUCCCUUAUCAACACUUGUUGCCUUUCUCCCCUUGGAACCCUUUUGCUCCUGACAUUACCUAGCAAAGACUUUAUUAUACCAAACAAAGUCAUUCUCUGUAAACAGCACUGUAUUUAUUCCUUGUUUGAAAGUGGUCUAUGCAGGAAGUUAAAGGCCACUCAGUUCUCUCCUAUUACAAAAAGGGGAGAAAGGUAGCUAGCUGAGAGCUGAUAGGAAUGUAAAGUCUUUUACAGCAUCAUAAGAAUAUAUAGCUUACUCUCAAUUUCUUUAAAAGCUAUUUUGUCUUAAUAUGAUUGCUGUAUGGAAGAUAAGCAGUAGAAGCUAAAUAAUACAGAUGGGCAUGAGUGUGUGAGAUCCUAUAUUAAGUGCAAGAAUCACACUUAAUAUAGGAUCUCAUGAUGAUGAUAAACCAGCCAUAUACUACGAGCGACCUCAGAUCCUCCUGCCCCCACACCCCAAUACCUGGGAUUAUGGGUAUAUGCAGCAACUUGAGAGCUUGUCAUGAUGAUGGAUACCGUGGCUCCUGAGGGCCAUGUUUUCGGUAAUGAAUAAUGAAACCUUUCUAAAAUUGAUUUGUGGUCGAUGUGGAAAUCUUUGCAUUAAAUCAUGGAAUUAUACACUUAAAA
Molecule: messenger RNA, 8999 nt
Organism: Mus musculus (house mouse)
Lineage: Eukaryota; Metazoa; Chordata; Mammalia; Rodentia; Muridae
Gene: Pds5a
Product: PDS5 cohesin associated factor A
Exons: 33
Coding region: 528-4526 (1332 amino acids)
Biological process (GO): lens development in camera-type eye; mitotic sister chromatid cohesion
Cellular component (GO): nucleus
Source: RefSeq, marked validated